Molecule: messenger RNA, 2540 nt
Organism: Temnothorax curvispinosus
Lineage: Eukaryota; Metazoa; Arthropoda; Insecta; Hymenoptera; Formicidae
Product: sodium channel protein Nach-like
Exons: 9
Coding region: 371-1987 (538 amino acids)
Biological process (GO): sodium ion transmembrane transport
Cellular component (GO): membrane
Molecular function (GO): ligand-gated sodium channel activity
Source: RefSeq, a predicted model, not a curated record
UGAGCUGUAUUUUUUAAAUACAUAAUAGAAUCAAUUUAUACUUUUAAUCGCGGUCGUCGGAAAAUAAAUCUGUUUAAAGUACUGCAUUUAUCACGAUUAUCAGAUUUGCCAUCAUAUUUCAUUAAUUUUGCAAAAUGUAAUAAAUUAUUUAAAGUAUCAGCCUUGACACGCUAGGUUUGCUUUAUCGCAGCAACACAGCAACUUUCUACGCAAAGCGAUAAAAUCAACGUGAUUCUGAUCAAACAACAGUAUAAAGCAGCACACCGUAGAAGAAGCAUUAUCAAGAGAAUAGUUCUGUGUGUGAAAUAUUCUGUAAGCAGUGAACGUCAAAGAAGCAUUGACAAAACCGUGGAUUUUGGUCUACGUCACGAUGUUAGAUACUUCACAGCAUAGGCGACAUAGAGUGAAGAAGAUUACAGUGAAUCAUGUAGAAGCCUCGAAAAGGAUGAGAAAAGAAUUAUUCGACCAUGCUAAUAUCAAAUUGUACAAUCGGUCGGUGGUAAAGAGUAAAAAAGUGACUGCUCUACAACUCUUGCGAGAAUAUCUGCCUAUCAGUUCGGUGCAUGGCAUGCAGUACUUCAGUAAAUUGCAAAUAAAAUCCAGCAUUAUCGGAAAGAUCUUCUGGACUUUAAUUAUGAUUUGCAGUUUUGUGUUCUUAGCUUUGAUGCUUCAUAAAUUCUGGGUGCGUUACAGCACUAAUCCAACCCGCAGCAUUAUUCGGUCGUUUCACACGCCAAUAUUUAGGGCCCCUUUCCCAGCUCUGACUAUUUGUCCAUUAAUACCACCGAAGGCUGCAAGACGCAGAAAAGUAUUUGAAAGUUUACAUAUACCGCACAAUAUGACUAACAACACAGCGAGAUUCCUAGUUAGAUACGGACCCGCAUUUGCGAAUGAGAAUGCUCCUGGUGGUAAGACGCAUGUGGACGAGUUGAAAUUACUGUUAAAGACAAAUAAUAUGACGCUGGUAGAUUUAGUAAGAGCUUUGCGACCUUGCGAAGACAUAUUCGAUUUUUGUAGUUGGAACGACGAUGAGAAAGAUUGCAGCGAACUGUUCAAAGUAUCUUACACUUUCGCAGGUAUAUGUUGUUCUUUCAAUUAUCUUCUCGAAGAUUACAUAAAAAAUGGCAGUAAGGCCACUGCAGAUUUCGACGAUCUUCUCACAACUCCUUUCUACGGAGCAAGAUCCGGUCUUAAGGUUAUUUUAAAUCGAGAUUUUUUGGUCGAGGAUGGGGAUGACACGGAAGAAAAAUACGUCAAAUAUUCAACAAAUUCCGUCGGUCUUGUGAUGUUCCCUCAUCAUCCUCUGGAAUAUGUCACCACUAUAGCUACUAGACAAAUUCUGCAAACAGAGCAAGAAUUACAGAUCUCCAUAAUUCCGUCUGUCAAGAAAAAACUGUCCGGGUAUUAUAAACGAAAUUCUAUCGGUAAAUGGGUUCCAAAAUGCGCAGACAAGAAAACUGAACUGAAGUAUUUUCCUGUAUAUCAAUAUUCCAACUGCUUUAUCAGCUGCUCUAUAGAGGCUGUUCUCCAAGCCUGUGGUUGUGUGCCACAUUACUACACGCCUAUAGCUCAUAAAUAUUCUUUCAGAAUUUGUGACUGGGAAGAUUUCGAGUGUCUUUACAGGAACGCUAACAAUAUACGGGUCAUUCAAAAUGUUUUUACAGAAAAUUUCACGUGUGAAUGUUUAACUCCAUGCUGGAACGUAAUAUACGAGCUACGAACUUCCAUGCUUGUUUUAAAUGGUGAUCACUAUUUCAAUUCCCCGAUGUACCGAAAUCUUUCAAAAGCUCAGUCUGUUUUAAAAGUAUUUAUGAGAUCCGAGACAUUUAUAGAAAUGGAUACAAUCCCGGUUGCUGACGAAUUAUAUUUGCUAGCAUCGCUGGGUGGCAUAUUUAGUCUUUUCUUGGGAUGCAGCUUCAUAAGUGCCAUCGAGAUUUUUUACUUUGUAGGAUUAUUUUUUCGUACCAAGUCCAAGAAAUCAAAAUAAUCGUCGAUCAGAAGUUUCACGCCGAUAUAUUAAACAGCGAUUGUUUGCAAUAUAUUAAACAAUAUUUGUGUAAUUAAGAUUGUAAAUUUUUAACAAUAUAAUUGGAUGUCCGAUCGCAUUAGAAGGAUUGAUUAAAUGGGAUACUUGUUGGCAUUGCUACACCGGCAUCUUUCGGGACACCGGGUGUGCGGAUGCCACGUCGAGCAACUACGAAUCUGGAGCGAUUAGAUCUAUUUCGAGCGGUUACUGGAGCGCUGCCGUAACAUUUAAGUCCACGCCCGUGAAAAUGUUUACUAUACGACGAGUGUCCUAUGCUACCGCGCGCGGGCGAUCUUCAGAACGAAAUCGUGUAACAAAUGACCCACACAAGUUAUGUUGCGACUUCUGGCCCUUCUUCAGGGUGUCGUUCAAUCGGUUAUGUAACUUGACACGCACUUAAUUUUCGUACUCGUGUAUCUCGUUUAAUUUGUGCAUUUCGUCAUCCGCACCUGCACGCACCUGUCCGUUAAUGUUGGCAAUAAUAUAAGAAACAUUUGAAAUAGUCACAUGGAAA